This is a messenger RNA of Drosophila mojavensis, 4390 nucleotides long. It is a transcript of the gene SPoCk, whose product is annotated as calcium-transporting ATPase type 2C member 1. Gene Ontology annotation, biological process: intracellular calcium ion homeostasis; calcium ion transmembrane transport; manganese ion transport. The coding region runs from base 215 to 3316 and encodes 1033 amino acids. Gene Ontology annotation, molecular function: ATP hydrolysis activity; P-type calcium transporter activity; ATP binding. The transcript has 5 exons. Gene Ontology annotation, cellular component: Golgi membrane; plasma membrane; endoplasmic reticulum. NCBI's taxonomy places the organism in Eukaryota, Metazoa, Arthropoda, Insecta, Diptera, Drosophilidae. The record is from RefSeq and is a predicted model, not a curated record.
ACAGUCAUAAGGGAAUAGCGGCAUCGGCAUCGGCAUUGGCGCUGUGCUUUAUACGCGACGCGAUUUUGUGGCGUGCAGACGUCUUGACGGUGAAAAGUAAAUGAAAAUUGAAGUCGGAAAAGCGCAUACAACAAUCUAAUUGGAAACUGAACCGAGACAUUAACUGCACAUGGCAUGACUCAUGCAACGCAGCCCAUACAAAUAAACAGCAACAAUGAAAAAUAAUCAAAAGUAUGCAAAAUUGCCCCAAGAUUUGGAUCUGAGCUUUCAAAGUGAUUUAGAUUUGCUGCCGGACACAGCGGCCGAUAUCGAUGUCGAUGAGUUUAAUUUGAGUGGCACGCCACCUGCUGGUUUAGUACUAAACGACGACGACGUCGACGCCGGCGCUGACGACGACGACGAAGACGACGAAAUUGUUAUUGCAGCGCAGGUAUUGGGUGGCGGCGGCGGCGGCGACGGCAGCGGUGGCGGACUGCGUCUGGCCACACGUAAGCAGCGCAAACAGCGCAAGCAGCAGCAAGUGGAGCAGCGGUUGUACAACAACAAGAACAAGAUCUGCGGACUCGGCAGUGAUAGUGUUAUCGAGACGGGUCUAACCCUAACGCCCGAAAUGCUGCUCUCUACCUCCGAGUCAUCGACGCACAGCGCCUCUGAGGUAGCGGGACGUCUGCAGGUUGAUGUGCGCACCGGCUUGAAGUGGACUGAGGCGAAAUAUCGUGCCAAGAUCAUUGGGCACAAUGAGCUCAAUGUCAUCGAGGAGGAUCCCACCUGGAAGAAGUACAUUGAGCAGUUCAGGAAUCCUCUGAUUCUGCUGCUGCUGGGCUCGGCCCUCGUCUCGGUCAUUAUGAAACAGUUCGACGAUGCCGUCAGCAUAACCAUAGCCAUUCUCAUUGUGGUGACGGUGGCCUUCAUACAGGAGUAUCGCUCCGAGAAGAGUCUCGAGGAGCUGAAGAAACUGGUGCCGCCAGAGUGCCACUGCCUGCGCGAGGGUCGCCUCGACACGUUUCUGGCCCGCGAGCUGGUGCCCGGCGAUGUGGUUUACCUAAAUGUGGGCGAUCGUGUGCCCGCCGAUGUGCGUCUCUUCGAUGCCGUCGAUCUGUCCAUUGACGAGAGCAGCUUCACUGGCGAAACGGAGCCGGCGCGCAAGAUAACCGAUGUCCUGCUGAACAACACGAACGUCAAGGAUCACAGCAACAUGAAGAACAUCGCGUUCAUGGGCACCCUGGUGCGCUGCGGCAACGGCAAGGGCAUCGUGGUCAGCACCGGCGAGCGCAGCGAAUUCGGCGAGGUCUUCAAGAUGAUGCAGGCCGAGGAGGCGCCCAAGACACCGCUGCAGAAGUCGAUGGACAUUCUCGGUGCCCAGCUGAGCUUCUACUCGUUUCUCAUCAUUGGCGUCAUCAUGCUGCUCGGCUGGCUGCAGGGCAAGCCGCUCUCCGAGAUGUUCAACAUCAGCGUCUCGCUGGCCGUGGCCGCCAUACCAGAGGGUCUGCCCAUUGUGGUCACCGUCACCCUGGCCCUGGGCGUCAUGCGCAUGGCCAAGCGGAACUCGAUUGUCAAGAAACUGCCGACGGUGGAGACCCUGGGCUGUGUCAAUGUCAUCUGCUCGGACAAGACGGGCACGUUGACCAAAAACGAAAUGACCGCCACAAUCAUCAUUACCUCCGAUGGCUACAUGGCGGACGUGACUGGCGCCGGCUACAACGACCAGGGCGAAAUCCACAUUCGGCACUGCAACAACGUGGAGAUGGCCAAAACGAACAUCACGAACCUCCUCGAGAUUGGCGCCGUCUGCAACAAUGCCUACAUCCAGAACGGCACGCUCCUCGGCCAGCCGACAGAGGGCGCCCUGGUGGCAGUCGCCAUGAAGAACGGCAUGUAUGCCACGGCCGAGAACUAUGUGCGCAUUCAGGAGUAUCCCUUCAGCUCCGAGCAGAAGAUGAUGGCCGUCAAGUGCAUACACAAGUACAACAACAACAAGGAGGAGAUCUUUUUCGCCAAGGGCGCCCUGGAGACCCUGCUGCCCCAAUGCACCAAAUACCAAUUUGGCACCCAGACGGUGCCGCUCACCAAACAGAACGAGGCCGAGUUCUUGGCCGAGGCCUAUGAGAUCGGGCGCAAGGGUCUGCGCGUGCUGGCCCUGGCCAAGGGCAAAUCGAUGCAGGAUCUAAUCUAUUGCGGCCUGGUGGGCAUCACCGAUCCGCCGCGCCCCCUGGUCCGGGAGUCCAUUGAGCUGCUGAUGCAGAGCGGCGUGCGCGUCAAGAUGGUCACCGGCGAUGCCCAGGAGACGGCAAUGGCUAUUGCUAGUCUCAUUGGCAUCGAUACCAUUCACCACCAGACGCUCUCUGGCCAGGAAAUCGAUCAACUGAACGAGCAUCAGCUGGACAAGGUGGCCAACAAUGUCAGCGUCUUUUAUCGCGUCUCGCCGCGCCACAAGCUCGAGAUUGUCAAGUCGCUGCAGCGCACCGGCAAUAUUGUGGGCAUGACUGGCGAUGGCGUCAACGACGGCGUCGCCCUCAAGAAGGCGGACAUUGGCAUUGCCAUGGGCAAGAAUGGCACCGACGUAUGCAAGGAGGCCGCUGACAUGAUCCUGGUCAAUGACGAUUUUCACACAAUCAUCGCUGCCAUUGAGGAGGGCAAAGGCAUCUUCUAUAAUAUUAGGAACUUUGUGCGAUUUCAGUUGAGCACCUCGAUUGCGGCGCUGGCAUUGAUCGCGCUGGCCACGUUGAUGGACAUUGCCAAUCCACUGAAUGCGAUGCAGAUACUCUGGAUCAAUAUCAUAAUGGAUGGACCGCCGGCACAGUCGCUGGGCGUGGAGCCCGUCGAUCAUGAUGUGCUCAAGCAGAAGCCGCGCAACGUCAAGCAGCCGAUGAUCACGAAAUCUGUGGUGGUCAAUGUGCUGCUGAGCGCCAGCAUCAUUGUGCUGGGCACGCUGUGGGUGUUCCAGCGCGAGAUGGCCGACGGCACGCUGGGCAAGACGAAGCGGGAUACGACCAUGACAUUCACGUGCUUUGUGUUCUUCGACAUGUUCAAUGCGCUCUCCUGUCGCUCGCAGACGAAGAGUGUCUUCACCAUUGGGCUGACCACCAAUCGGAUGUUCCUGCUGGCCGUUGCCUUCUCGAUCAUUGGCCAAAUGCUCGUCGUCUAUUUUCCGCCGCUCCAAAUGGUAUUCCAAACGGAGGCGCUCACCGCCUACGACAUACUCUUUUUGGUCACGCUCACCUCCUCUGUGCUCGUUGUCUCUGAGAUAAAGAAGUGGUUCGAGCGCUCCUUGGAGCGCAAAAUGUACAGCACCCGAUCCGAGUUGGACUUUGUAUGACAAAACGCAAGCGCUAGAGCUGAGUUGCACCCAAAAGCCGAGUAAAUUAAAUAAUAACAAAACAAAAGAAAGAAAGAAAAAAAAAACCACAAAAAAAUAGCAAAACUAUGCAAAAACCAAGUGAGGAGCGUGGCAGCGUAAACGGAAGAGCGAAAGAGACCGAGCGGAAAUUAGCGAAAAAAGUGUGUUUAAUUUUACAUUUGACUUAGUCAGCGCCAAAUAAAACUACCAACCCAUCCACAAAUUAGCAAACAACAACUAAAAUUAACAAAAAAAAAAUCAACAAAAUAGAAAAGAAAAAAUCACACAAGCAAAAAUCAAGAAGAAAAUUACAGCCAUCAAAAUGCAAAUAGAAACGAGUUCUCAAUGGGAAAAUUGGCAUUCGUUGAAAAUAUUUGAUCGAUCCUGGCAAUUCCAAAACGAUUUCUCGUAUGUAACAUUUGGUAUCAAAAUUUCAUGUUAUAUUUCGUGCUGCGUCUCAUCAAAGUUGAUUGAUUUGCAUAAUGUAUAAUUUUAAUUUGAUAACUUUAAAAUUUCUAAUUUUGUAAGUAGACGAAUUCGUAGUUUGUAUUUCAUUUGUAUAAUUGAGUUUUAAGUUUGCGCAACAACAAAAACAUCUAUUGAAGCAUUGCUUCAGGUUCUUUAUAAAUCAAAAACGAAAAAAAAAAAAACACACACACAAAUCUCUGUAUAUCUCAGCGCAUCCGAAUUAUAUUUGUAUUAUUUAUGAACUUUUCGAGUUGCAGUCCAAGUUGAAGAACAUGGCAAAUCCGAAAACUGAAAACUAAAUUGAAAUCUUUUCCAUUUACACGCGUUAGUUAUUUAAUUAUUUUGUAAUUUAAGGUCGUAUCAAAGUGUUUAAUAUUCUGCUGGAGAGUAUCUGUAAAACAUUUUAAUGUGAUAUUAUUUUAAGCACAUCCAAAACGAGCAAUAUUUCACACACACACACACACACACACCUAUAUAUAUAUUAUUUUUAAACAUUUCAAUCUUAUUAUGACUUGAAUUUGCUCUUUAGCUAAACACAGGUAUUUUAAAUUUGUUUUUAUUUAAAUAAAAUAUGUUUCAUUCGAA